AUAUAAAAUGAAAGUCCGGCAGUGGUUAGCAAUUACCUAAACAAACUCUUAGAUGUCAUUGCGUUGUAUGCGCCCCAAGACCAAGUUUAAAGAAGUUGGAAUGGCGACAGUGCGGAAGAAGUUAGUUAUCGUGGGUGAUGGGUCCACCGGUAAAACAUGUCUAUUGAUGGCAUUCAGCCGCGGCGAUUUUCCCGAAGUCCACAUACCUACGAUAUUUGAUACGUACGUAGCUGAUAUUGAGGUGGAUAAUAAACAGGUGGAACUGGCUCUGUGGGACACGGCGGGUCAGGAGGACUACGACAGACUACGCCCACUCUCCUACCCCGACACUGACGUCAUCUUAAUGUGCUACUCCAUAGACAGUCCCGACAGCCUGGUCAACAUCAGGGAAAAGUGGACCCCCGAGGUCAGACAUUUCUGUCCCAGUGUCCCCAUCGUUCUAGUGGGCAAUAAAAAAGACACACGCACUGAUCCUGACGUAAUCAAGGAAUUGGAGCUCAAGAAGGAAGAGCCGGUGAAUACCCAGGAGGGACAGGAGGUGGCGGAGCAGAUCCGCGCCUUCUCUUUCGUGGAGUGUUCCGCCAAAACUCAGGACGGUGUCCGAAAGGUGUUCGAGACAGCCACCUGGGCGGCGCUACAGGUCCGGAAAAAACGGAAGCUGCGAAAGUGUAAACUUUUGUGAUUUCAUGUUGAUGUGAACAUUUUUUUAACAUUUCUUUUAUUUAAAACAUUACGUCUGUGAUAGAGGAAAGACGGUUAUGCGCGCGCGCGAGCGUGCGUGCGUAUGCAUGUGCGUGUGUGUGUGUGUGUGUGCUUAGUCUAUAGGUCCCCGGAUAAACUUACUGCAUAAUGCGAUAUUUUUGUUUAUACACAUAUCUAAGUUAUUGCAUGCUAAAUUUCAGCGAUGUUACUGUUAUGACUUCUAUAAAUUGAGGUCGUUAUAAUUUGAGGUUUUAAGUCAUCGGAUAAACUUACUGCAUAAUGCGAUAUUUUUGUUCACAUACAUAUCUUUAAUAUUGCAUGCUAAACAUUUUUAGCGACUUCUAUGAAUUGAGGUCGUUAUAAUUUGAGGUUUUCCCUUUGAUAGAUAACCAUGUUGCCAAUGAUGUUGAAAAAUACAUGUGUUCAUUUAGUUGUAUAGUAAUGGUGCAAUGAGGCCAAUCUAGAUAUAUAUAUCAAAUAUAUUAUGUUUAGGUGAUGUUUUAUUUGUAUGACAAAGAAAGAAUGUGGGCGCUUAAGAUGUACAUUCGGCAGGAAUCUGGGCGCACAAGGAGAGUGAAAAUUUCAUCAAUUAAUUUUGAAUAUUUUUCGUAUUAUAACCGUUAUUUGGUUUCUGUUGGAUGUGGAAUGAGUGGAAAAAUAUUUGAAAUGCAAAAUGUUUUAUCAAAAUAUGGGUCUAAAUAUAGCAACACGAUGCAAUUCAUGCAAAAUCCUACUUAUUUACAACUGUUUUUAAAUGAUUUUGUUGUCUCUGGGUCUUCUCUCCACAAAUUUGAAACGCGUAAAGAUAACAUAUUUCAACAUUAAAAAUGUCGCUUUUUAAAAAAAGAUGGAGAGAUGACCCAGAGAUGACUAAUUAUGUACUUUUUCAAAUUAUUUUUUGAAGGAUAAAAAAACAAAGUCCAUUGAUAUGACAAUGUUGUUUCAAACAGUGCUUUAUAGAGCAUAUAUUGACAAGUCUCGCAUGGCUUAGAGGUUUCGUCCUGGAUUAGUGAAUACAAACAUUCAGUGUUUUGGGUUCAAAUCCAACUUGUGGUCUUUUUUUUUUUAAAUUUAACUUUUUUGUUUUAAAUGUUUGUUAUUAUAACAUGAUGUUGAAUUAUAAUAUACCGGUAUAUCUUUAUUUGUUGUUGUUGAUUUCUAGAUCCGCUGUAUGAACACUAUUUUUUUUAUUAUUACUAUUUUUUUUAAGGAUAAACACAAUAUAACUUCAUCAAAAUAUGUUUGCAUUAACAUCUCCAACUAUACUUAUCGGUUUACCUCUCAUUGCCAUUUUUUGAAAGCUUAUGAGUUUUUUAAUAACCGGAAUAGCCAUGUACUUCGACUCUCAACAUAAUAUAUUUUUGUUGAAACCUGUACAUAGCCUUUCGAGGUUAUAGACAUUUAAAUCCCAAUUGAUUCGUGUCGAGGAUUCCUGCAAACUUACUAUCUUAUGCGCUCACUUUCUUAAAUUAUUGUGUCAAUGAAAGUGAAUGAUAUGUUGUUUGUUUGGAAAUAAACUGAAAA
This is a messenger RNA of Magallana angulata, 2226 nucleotides long. Its product is annotated as ras-like GTP-binding protein Rho1. The transcript has a single exon. Gene Ontology annotation, molecular function: GTP binding; GTPase activity. The record is from RefSeq and is a predicted model, not a curated record. The coding region runs from base 53 to 682 and encodes 209 amino acids. Gene Ontology annotation, biological process: small GTPase-mediated signal transduction. NCBI's taxonomy places the organism in Eukaryota, Metazoa, Mollusca, Bivalvia, Ostreida, Ostreidae.